Molecule: messenger RNA, 1474 nt
Organism: Raphanus sativus (radish)
Lineage: Eukaryota; Viridiplantae; Streptophyta; Magnoliopsida; Brassicales; Brassicaceae
Exons: 6
Coding region: 41-1327 (428 amino acids)
Source: RefSeq, a predicted model, not a curated record
UGCAGAAGCAAAGAUAAUAUCCUCAUUUGGAGAAUCAUCAAUGGCUACCUUCAACAAUUUUGUGUUACAACUUCUGCUAACAAUCACUCUUAUAUUAGUCGUUGAGGCAGCUCGAGAUCAACGAGCAAUACCAUCAGAAGAAAAGAAGAAAGAAUUUGAGAGGCAACUCAAAGCUAUCAACAAACCUGCAAUCAAGAGUUUCAAGGUUAUCAACAAACAUUUCGAGCAGACUGAAAAGGGUGAAAUAUAUGAUUGUAUCGACAUUCACAAGCAACUAGCCUUUGAUCAUCAUCUGCUCAAAAACCACACUGUUCAGAUGAAGCCCACAAGUGUACCUAAAUGGAUCACAAGCAAAAAAAAUUCACAGAAAGUUGAUCCCCUGCAGCUUCUGCCAAGGGGCAUAAGUUGUCCAGAUGGAACAGUAAUUGUUAAAAGGACUACAACGCAAGAUCUGUUAAACGCGCAGAAUUUGAAAUCAAUUGGAUUCAAUAGCCAUAUACACAGUCUUACAGAGGGAAAUAACAUUGAUUUAACUGGACAUCAUUUUGCAACAGUUGAUUAUAAAUAUAGCACUGUUUCUGGAGUAAAAGGAAACAUCAACCUAUGGGAUCUACAAGUGUCACAAGAUCAAGUUAGUCUUGCAACCAUGGCUAUUGCUGGAGGUUCUAUAGAAAACCUGGCCAGCAUUUCAGUUGGAUGGAUGGUCAAUCCAUUGCUCUACCAAGAUCACAUUCACUUGUAUACCUACUGGACUGCAGAUGGAUAUCAAAAGACCGGCUGCUACGACAUAAUAUGUCCAGGAUUUGUGCAAGUCAGUAGGAGGAUACCACUUGGUGUCCUUCUUAAACCAGUUUCAAUUUAUAAUGGUACACAGUACCAGAUGGAAUUAAGCUUGCAUCAGGAUCGUGCCACGGGAGAUUGGUGGUUUAUAUUUGGUGGUGUGAACGUUGGAUAUUGGCCAAAGUCUUUAUUCAUAGCUUCAGGCUUAGCCAAAGGAACAGAUAAGGCAUCGUGGGGAGGUCAGGUGUACAGUCCACUGACAAAGAAGAGUCCAUUUAUGGGCAGUGGGCAUUUCCCAACUGAAGGUUUUGGAAAAGCAGCGUUUAUAAACGGUAUUGAAAUCAUUGAUGGAAAGGGAGAAGCUUUGAUUCCACAGAUCUAUACUAUAAAGAGACAUGAGAGCAGUCCAAAUUGUUAUAAGGCCAAGUUUAUUCAUGACGAUGAUGAUCCUUGGAUAAGAGCUGUUUUCUAUGGAGGUCCUGGAGGCUGCACAGGUCAAUUAGGAUCUGAAGAGUCACAAGGUGUUAAGAAUUUAGAGAAGCUAUAACAGGACUCUAGAUAUUUGAAGUGCAUUCAUGCACUACAUAUGGUUUUAUGAAUAAUCAAGCUAGCAUUGGAAUCCAAGCAUUACAUUUUGUUUUAUGAAUAAUCACUAGCAUUGGAAUAUAUGAUCUUCAAACAACUUCCAGCAACA